UUGCACACAUUCAAGAUGGUGGUGGAUCAAGACAGCGAAACAGGUCAGCUCUCCUACAAUGGGCGCGGGCGCCGGCUGCGCAGGCGCACUCCAGCUUCCCUCGCCGACCUUGGCGGAGCGCGCCUGCGCAGUGGGGAGCAGUUCGUGGCUAGCUUGUGGGCCGGCUGCAGUCUCGGCGUGAAGGCGGCCAGAGCCGCUGUCUCGACUAAGAUGAGGCUCCUGCUGCUUCUCCUGGUGGCGGCGUCGGCGUUGGUCCGCAGCGAGGCCUCUGCCAACCUGGGCGGCGUGCCCAGCAAGAGAUUAAAGAUGCAGUACGCCACGGGGCCGCUGCUCAAGUUCCAGAUUUGUGUAUCCUGAGGGUACAGACGGGUGUUUGAGGAAUACAUGCGGGUUAUUAGCCAGCGGUAUCCAGACAUCCGAAUUGAAGGAGAGAAUUACCUCCCUCAACCAAUUUAUAGACAUAUAGCAUCUUUCCUGUCAAUCUUCAAACUAGUAUUAAUAGGUUUAAUAAUUGUUGGCAAGGAUCCUUUUGCUUUUUUCGGCAUGCAAGCUCCUAGCAUCUGGCAGUGGGGCCAAGAAAAUAAGGUUUAUGCAUGUAUGAUGGUUUUCUUCUUGAGCAACAUGAUUGAGAACCAGUGUAUGUCAACAGGUGCAUUUGAGAUAACAUUAAAUGAUGUGCCGGUAUGGUCUAAACUGGAAUCUGGUCAUCUUCCGUCCAUGCAACAACUUGUUCAAAUUCUUGACAAUGAAAUGAAACUCAAUGUGCAUAUGGAUUCAAUCCCACAUCAUCGAUCAUAGCCCUACCUAUCGGCAUUGAAAACUAUUUUACACUAAGGGAUUUUGCAAGAGCAGCGUGACUGACAUUAUGAAGGCCUGUACUGAAGACAGCAAGCUGUUAGUACAGACCAGAUGUUUCUUGGCAGGCUCGUUGUACCUCUUGGAAAACCUCAGUGCAAGAUAGUUUUUCCAUUGCUGGCACAUGCUGAAUUCUGCACAUAUAUGGAGUGCAAUGAUACUGUGUAGCUUCCCCGAGCCCACCUUUAAUAGUUUCUUCUUUUUGAUGUGGCAUUACUACUUGUAACUCUUUUCUUGGUCAUGUUUGAGAAAGUACAGAAUUGAAUUACAACUUGAGUUUUUUUUCAAGAUGUGUGUUAAGCUUGUUGUGUUUUUAUAUGAAUUUUCAUUUUUAAAGUUUAAUGUUAGUUUUCUUGGGGAAACACCUGAAGUUCCUAAAUAAUUUAUAAAAGUUUAUCAGAUAGCUCUAAUUUGGUUAUGCUUUAUAUAUAGUUUUCAGAACACUGCAGAUUGUGCACAGUGAAUUAUACACGAUUAUGGGGGGGAAUCCAAUACCCAGAGUACUCUACUGUGUAUGUGUGUGUGUGUGUGAAAGGGAGAGAGAGAGAGAGAGAAAGAGAGAAAUUACCAGGAACAAAACCAACUGCUUUUUUUUUAAAUCUACAUUUUUAAUAUACCAAGUAAUAAAACAUUAGUAUUUUAUUUAUGACAAGAUACUUAAACAAUAUUUGCAAUGUUAUAGACACAUAUGUCUACAUUUUUACAUCAGAUGUUUGAAGGUAAAAUCAUAUGAAUGAGUAAAACUAUAUUGACAGAUUACAAAAGAGCAAAUACAUCUUGGCCAUAAUUUUAAAGUCUCCUUGUUUUUGAAAAUAAUAAGAAUAAUUUAUUUCACUAUUGUUUCUAAAAUGUCCUAAUCAAGCUGAGGUAAAAUAAAACUAAACUGACAUCAUGCUUAGAGAGUUUUUCAAGAAUAAUAAAGAUUUGAGAAA
This is a messenger RNA of Phodopus roborovskii (desert hamster), 1787 nucleotides long. It is a transcript of the gene Selenot, whose product is annotated as selenoprotein T. Gene Ontology annotation, molecular function: thioredoxin-disulfide reductase (NADPH) activity. NCBI's taxonomy places the organism in Eukaryota, Metazoa, Chordata, Mammalia, Rodentia, Cricetidae. The transcript is spliced from 6 exons. Gene Ontology annotation, cellular component: endoplasmic reticulum membrane. The record is from RefSeq and is a predicted model, not a curated record. Gene Ontology annotation, biological process: cell redox homeostasis.